Messenger RNA from Bipolaris victoriae FI3, 369 nucleotides. RefSeq lists its product as hypothetical. The record is from RefSeq and is a predicted model, not a curated record. NCBI's taxonomy places the organism in Eukaryota, Fungi, Ascomycota, Dothideomycetes, Pleosporales, Pleosporaceae. The transcript has a single exon. The coding region runs from base 1 to 369 and encodes 122 amino acids.
AUGAACUAUAUUUUGCAGGCAACCUAUCUGGGCGAGGUGCUAGCGAGACGUACAGAGUUUCCACAAACUCUGUUUUUUAUAUUCGAAAAAAAGGAUAAAGCCACCGGAAAAGAAAAAUUUGCUUCGUGUCAGACUAGACGGUUUACUCUUGUAAUCGGCCCAACGUUUGUGCCGGUAAAAAGGUGGAAGAAGAGGGAUGGUAUGACCAUGGGCAUCCCCUACUUACUUGGAGUGCGAACAUUGAAUAGAAGAAAGGCCAGUCUUGCUCCAUUGGUAGUUUUGAUAUCUGCAAAGGAACACUACCCGAACCCAGAUUUGCAUGUGCAGCAAAUCAUCAAACCUAAAUCCGUGCUUGGUGACUGUUGGUGA